AAGCUCUGGUGAAUAUUUCUGACACGACCCUACGAUGUCUUUGUGUUGUCGUACGGUUGGGGAGCCACAACCGCGCGUUGCUCGGCUAGCUCCACAGGUCGUGCAAUGCACCCCUCAACGCCACAACCGCAAGAACCUUGUGUCGUACGACCAUCGUCACGAUUCCUCGAACAGUGUACAAUAAGGCCUCAACGUUACUUAUGAGUAUAUCGUAUUGCAAGAAGCGUCACUUGUUUGCAGCAGUCAGUAUGACAAAAAUGCUGAUAUAGACCAAUUAAGCGAUUGCAGUCCUGCUGAAGCUUACAUAUGUCCCGAAUCGUGACUCGUAACAUCAAGUCAUCUUUGAGAUUGACCCCUAACAUAAGUAUACAGUGCCGACGGUAGGUACCUAAGUCACAAGCUAAUCUCAUCGAGGUAUGCCACUGAUUCUGAAGUCAUCCUUUCAACACACUUCACACCUGUUUCCUCUACCAACCGGAGCACAUCACCAUGGGAAUCCCCAAACCCCUAAAUGCAGCCGUCAAGCAAGGUACUGGCGACACCGCCACCGUCGUGAUACAGGACGUCCCCAUACGACUCCCGACCCCCGACCAGAUCUUCGGCCACGAGGGCGCCGACAUGCAGGAUCGCUGGCAGAUUGGCAACGGCACGGGCAUCAAGAUCCGGGAUGGGGUCGAGGACGAGGAAGCCAGGCCCAUCAUGUGUGGUGGGUUGACGGCGUAUGUAUCUUGCAAGAUAAGCGGUGUGAGCAGUAUGGUGAAGUCGAUGCUGACUGGUAGUGCUCUCGGUCAUUUCGAUAUCCAGUACGCGAAAGCGAUGGGUAUGCGUGUCAUUGCUAUCGACGGAGUUGACGCGAAACGCGAGCUUUGUAUGAGGCUGGACGCAGAGGCGUUAAUCGACUUCACAACUACGACUGACAUCCCGGCCGAGGUCACGAAUAUCACGGCCUACGGCGCUCAUGACGUGAUUGUCCUCUCGGCUGCAAAAGCAGAGUAUGAACAAGGACCUCAUCUACUACGUCCCGGAGGCACAAUGGUUUGUGUCGGGCUGUCAACAGACACCAUGGUCAUUGCUGGCGCGCAUACCAUCAUGAUGUCAAUGAGGAAGCUGAAUAUUGUUGGCAAUUUUGUCGAGACGCUGAGGAAGUGCAACGAAGCAUUAGACAUCACUGCGAGGGGCCUUGUGCGUCCGAUACUCACGCAUGGCGGACUAGAGGAUAUCAAUAGGUUCUGCGGGGGAGAUGAAUGCGGGUGAACUCGUUGGGCGUGCGGUCAUCAAGAUUGCGACGUAGAUACUAUGGUCUCGGAUCUCGUGUUUCU
Messenger RNA from Didymella exigua CBS 183.55, 1319 nucleotides. Its product is annotated as NAD(P)-binding protein. The record is from RefSeq and is a predicted model, not a curated record. The transcript is spliced from 4 exons. Bases 490 to 1254 code for a protein of 254 amino acids. Lineage: Eukaryota; Fungi; Ascomycota; Dothideomycetes; Pleosporales; Didymellaceae.